AUGGGAACCCGGGCGUUUUCUCAUGACAGUAUUUUUAUCCCUGAUGGGGGAGCAGAAAGUGAGCAGACAGUUCAAGCAAUGUCACAGGACAACCUCCUGGGCAAAGUCAAAACUCUUCAGCAACAGUUGGGCAAGAAUAUCAAGUUCGGGCAGCGGCCACCCAGCAUCAUUCCCAUGAAGAAGGCAGGCAGUGCAGAGGCAAACUCAGAAGAGGAGCUGUUUCCCACCAGUCCUAUGGAGAUUGUGACUCAGCAAGACAUUGUCCUCUCAGAGGCUGAGAACAAAGCCAGUGAUAUGCCAAGUUCCCUGAGUCCUCUGAAUCUGCCUGGAGCUGCAAGUGAGAUGGAAGAGAAGGUCGCUCCAGUUAAACCGUCUCGGCCAAAAAGGCACUUCUCUUCUGCUGGCACCAUUGAAAGUGUCAACCUAGAUGCCAUCCCCCUGGCCAUCGCUCGUCUGGACAACAGUGCUGCCAAGCACAAACUGUCUGUUAAGCCAAAAAACCAGAGGGUGUCAAAGAAGCACAGGCGGCUUGCCCAGGACCGACGGAAUGAGCAAGCUGGCCUGGAGAGUCAGCUCUCCCUGGACCAGAACGGACUCCUGGGAGAAGACAAGCAAACCGGGCAUGAGGAGGAACCAGAGCCCCUGGAUUCCGAAGAAGAGAAAAGACGCCAGGAAGAUUAUUGGCGAGAACUGGAGGCCAAGUGCAGGCGGCAAAAGGCAGAAGCCGCCCAGAAGAGACGCCUGGAAGAGCAGAGGCUGCAGGCGCUGGAGAGGAGGCUCUGGGAGGAGAACAGGAAGCAGGAGCUCUUGGAGGAAGAGGAAGAGGAGGGCGAGGGGGAGACGCUGCAGUUAGAAGAGGAGGAUGAGGGGCCGCGGGAAGAGCAGAGGCGGAGCCUGGAAGCACAAGGUUCUCCGGAGUUGGAGAGGAAGGCGCGGCAGGAGCGUGAGCGCCUGGAGGCCGAGGCCAGGGUCAAGGCCGAGGCCCUGCGACUCGAGGACAGGCUGAAGCAGAGGGAAGAGGAGGAGGAGGAGGAAAGAAAACGCGCAGAGGAGCUGGGAAGGCAGGAGGCGGUGGUGGCGAGGCUCAGGGAAGAGCCGAACAAACAGGAGGAGAUGGAAGUGCAGAGGAGGCCGGGGGAGGAGGCGCCCAGGGAGGCGGCGCCAACCCCGGAGGAAGAAGAGGACUCGGAAGAGGAACAAGUCGACAGAAGGGGCCCGCCGACCCCGCUUCAGAUUGACCUCAAAGAGAAGCCAGAGGAACAAGGUAACCCAGAUCCCCAAAGGCAAGGAGAAAGUGCCGAGGAACCACGUAUUUGCGAGGAGCAGAACCCAGAGGCCGAUCCCGCAGGACAGCCGCAGGGGAAAGAGGGGGAUUUUCCUGGGGACGGAUGGCUUGUGCUUGAGGAGGAGAGAGAAGAAGCGAAAAAAGACCCUCCCGGGAAAGGCGAGGCCCCGGCAGUAGAAACGCAGCUGGCGCCGGUGGAGAAAAAAGAACCUGCAGCUCUUGAAAAGGAGAGGCAGGUGGAGGAACUCAGGUGGCAGGAAGUGGACGAGAGGCAGACCAUGCCCAGGCCCUACACGUUCCAGGUGUCCUCUGGAGGGAAACAGAUUCUCUUCCCCAAAGUCAACCUGAGCCCCGUGACGCCUUCGAAGGACGCGGGACUGGCGUCUGGUCCCCAAGAGCCAAAGGCCACCAAGUCCGGCCCAGCCUCCCACGCCCUGCCCUCGGCCCUGAGCAUCCCCCACACGGCCAUCCUGGUCACGGGAGCGCAGCUCUGCGGCCCGGCGGUCAACCUGAGCCAGAUCAAGGACACCGCGUGCAAGUCCCUCCUGGGCCUGUCGGAAGAAAAGAAGUACGUGGAUGCCUCGGCCGUGGAGCAGUCGCCCCGAGUGCCCAGCGACGCCCGGGCGGGCAGCGGGAAGCCCAGGCCUCCCCACGAGGCCUCCAAUAGCAGUGUGGCCGCACUGGCCGAGUGGGCUUCCAUUCGGUCCCGGAUCCUGAAAAACGCGGAGAGUGACCUUCGCAGCGAAAGAGACCAGGGGAGGCCCGGAGACGAGCCCACCGCCAGAGGCCGCUGCGAUUCCCGGGGCAACCUGCGGAAGACCCCGCCCCCGAACGCCAAGUUCUCUAUCAUGCCUGCCUGGCAGAAAUUCUCUGAUGAUGCCUCGGAGACCCCCAAACAGAGCACGGAAGCUGAGAGCAUUAGGAAGAGACCUUUGGUGGGACCCGGGGAAGAGGCCGCACCCCCGCCUGCCCCUGCCGGCGCCCAGGACCAGCGGAAGAGCCCCGAGAAGCUGGAGGUGCAGCGGGACCCGGCGGACACCACCGACGGCUGCAAAUUUGCCAAAGACCUUCCAUCCUUCCUCGUUCCAAGCCUUCCUUACCCUGCCCAGAAAGCAGUGGCCCACGCAGAGCCCACGAGCACUUCGGACAGCGACAGCACCCAUGGUACAGCAAAGCCAGAGCCCGCGAUGCCAGGUGGGGAGGAAAAGGCCUCACCUUUUGGAAUAAAAUUGAGACGGACCAACUACUCCCUGCGCUUCCACUGCGACCAGCAGGCGGAGCAGAAGAAGAAGAAGAGGCACAGCAGCACGGGAGACAAUGGGGAGGGGGCCCCGCCUGCCACGGGGAGCGCCCCAGGGGAGACGGAGCCAGACGGGGUGGCCCUCAAGCGGGGUCCCUCCCUUCCGCAGGAGAGGAAGCAGGCCGCGUCCCCGCGGAGGGACUCUGCGGAGAGCCCCUCUCCCCUUGUGGCCCAUCCCAGGGUCCCGGCGCCAGAGGCCGACAGGGCGGCGAGCAGAACGCCGUUGGCACAGAAGCCGGCGCUGGCUCCCAAGCCGGCCAGUCAGACCCCACCGCCAUCCCCACUCUCCAAACUGAGCAGGCCCUACCUGGUAGAGCUGCUGGCUCGCCGUGGGGGCAAGCCCGCCCCGGAGCCCAGCGAGCCACCCAAGGAGGGCCAGCAGAGCAGUGACCCCCAGCCCCCUUCGCCCCUUCCUGCCGAGGAAAGAAAGGGACAGAAGAGGGACGAGGAGGAAGAAGUGACAGAGAGGAAACCUGGGUCCCCACCGCUGCCUGCUCCUGAGCAAGAGAAGCCGUCCCAAACACCUGAGGCAGCGAGGAAAGCUGUCGGGGGCAAACAGUUUAAUGCUUCUCUUAUUUUCAGUAAAUGUCCAGAAGAGCCCUGUGUGGAUGUGUUUGGGGCCCGAGAGGCCAAGCAGGCCGAAAAGCUCUCCAAGGAAAACGUCGGUGUCAGCCCGCAGCCUGGAAGCGGCUGCAUCAGCAGAGCUGGCUCCCUGCACAAGCCCACCGCUCAGCCGGAGGAAAAGAGGCCUGAGACUGCAGUGUCGAGGCUCGAGCGCAGAGAACAGCUGAAAAAGGCCAACACUCUUCCCACGUCUGUGACAGUGGAGAUCUCCGAUUCAGCACCCCCAUCGCCGCUGGUGAAGGAAGUCACCAAGAGGUUCUCCACCCCAGACGCUGCCCCUGUGUCAACAGAACCGGCCUGGCUGGCUUUGGCCAAAAGGAAAGCAAAAGCCUGGAGCGACUGCCCGCAGAUUAUUAAGUAA
Molecule: messenger RNA, 3570 nt
Organism: Otolemur garnettii (small-eared galago)
Lineage: Eukaryota; Metazoa; Chordata; Mammalia; Primates; Galagidae
Gene: CRACD
Product: KIAA1211 ortholog
Exons: 9
Coding region: 1-3570 (1189 amino acids)
Biological process (GO): maintenance of gastrointestinal epithelium; negative regulation of barbed-end actin filament capping
Source: RefSeq, a predicted model, not a curated record